Molecule: messenger RNA, 717 nt
Organism: Eucalyptus grandis
Lineage: Eukaryota; Viridiplantae; Streptophyta; Magnoliopsida; Myrtales; Myrtaceae
Product: 14 kDa proline-rich protein DC2.15
Exons: 1
Coding region: 121-522 (133 amino acids)
Source: RefSeq, a predicted model, not a curated record
UACCUCUUAGCACUUCUAUAUAGGUCUUUCUUCUAUAUAAAGCAGAGUCAAGAUUAUGCAUCACAAGCAAGCCUAGCGCCUUUCUAAAUUGCAGUCCUUGGACAUCUGAUUCCCACUGAAAUGGCUUCUAAAACUGUUGCAACUGGUGCUAUUCUCCUUAUCAACCUCCUCUUCUUCACCAUGGUGAGCUCGACUCACGUUCCCUGCCCUCCACCGCAUCCAAAGAUACCCAAACACCCAUCACUGCCAUCCCCGGCUGCUGCCACUUGCCCGAGGGACACCCUCAAGCUUGGGGUGUGCGCCAACUUGCUGAACGACUUGUUGCAUCUUGUCGUGGGCACCCCACCAAAGACUCCUUGCUGCAGUCUCAUUGAAGGGCUCGCAGACCUGGAGGCUGCAGUCUGCCUCUGCACUGCCAUCAAGGCCAACAUCCUGGGGAACAACCUCAACAUCCCCAUUUCUCUGAGCCUGCUCCUGAACUACUGUGGGCAGGGUGUCCCAAAAGGCUUCCAAUGUGCUUAGAGCACACUGUUCUCACUUCACCACUUCGAAUUUGCUUCUUUUCUUCAGUUGUCUGUUCAUUGUUUCGUUCAUUCUUGUCCAUCUUGAUUGGAAUAUAUUCUGGCCUUCUUUAGCAGCCGGUUGAUUUGUUGAUCAAAAUGUAAUGUGAUCUCAUCAGUCAAUUCAACGUCAAUAAGAGUACAUUGUUGGUCGUGU